GUCGCACCAUGUUAUGGCUCUAUGAUCAACAGGUGCUUGUCUUGUCCUAGUGUUAAAAGAGUUAUUUCAGGCCUAGCUGCUGCUUUCUAAAGAAGCUAGUAGCAUUGUGUGUUUACUUGCAUAUCUCACCAUAAGUCGCCAUGCACUGUCUGAGAGCCCUGCGCCUUACCAAAAGCCUUACCAAAAGAUCACAAAUUACCUCCAGAAAUGUGGAAGCUGCCAAGGAGAUUUUCCUGGUUCAUCCGCGGUGCAGUGAGAGCUCAGUGUCGGAUGGAUUGCACCGACGGCCCGCUUCACACUUGGAUCUUUUCAAACUAAAUGUCCCCUCAAAGUCCCAAAGCUCUGGAGUGGAAGACAUGCUCUUCUACACCAUCACAGGAGGAAAAGAGCAAGUCCCCAUAGCUCAGUUUAACUCAGCCCUGAAAAAGACCGGUCUGCACCCUUCCGACCCUCGCCUCAGGGAGUGUAUGGAGAAGCUACGUCAGGUUGUGAGGGAGUCAGUCGGGGACGUCAUGAUGGACAGAGACUUGUUCCACAGGUGCAUGGGUGGAAACAUUGUCCUGCUGAUACAAGCCUUCAGGAAGAAAUUCAUUAUCCCGGAGUUUGAUAUUUUUGCAAAGCAGAUAAAUGAAAUCUACUACAGAGUGGAGAAGCAAACGAGUGGAAAAGUGGCUGAUUACAUCCCACAGUUGGCCAAGUUUAACCCCGGGCUGUGGGGUGUCUCUCUGUGUACAGUGGAUGGUCAGAGACACUCAGUGGGCGACACAAAGCAGCCGUUCUGCCUGCAGUCCUGUGUGAAGCCUCUGCAGUACGCUAUAGCCGUCCAUGAGGAGGGAACAGACAAAGUGCACCGUUAUGUGGGGAUGGAGCCGAGCGGUGUCAAGUUCAACAUGCUCUCACUCGACGAUGAAGAUAAACCUCACAAUCCCAUGGUGAACGCUGGGGCUAUAGUCGUCAGCUCACUUAUCAAGCCCUGUGCAAAUAAAGCAGAGAGGUUUGACUAUGUUAUGGAGUUUGUGAAGAGGAUGGCCGGGCAUCACUAUGUAGGCUUUAGUAAUGCAACGUUCCAGUCAGAAAAAGAAACUGGUGACAGAAAUUUUGCUAUUGGAUACUACAUGAAAGAGAAGAAGUGUUUCCCUCCUGGAGCAGAUAUGAUUGAUGCCCUAGACUUCUACUUUCAGCUCUGCUCCAUAGAGGUGAACUGUGAAUCAGGAAGCAUCAUGGCUGCCACUCUCGCCAACGGAGGGAUCUGUCCGAUCACAGGGGAGCGUGUGCUGAGUGCAGAGGCCGUGAGGAACACCCUGAGCCUCAUGUACUCCUGUGGGAUGUAUGACUUCUCUGGAGAAAUGGCCUUCCAUGUGGGCCUGCCUGCUAAAUCUGGUGUGUCUGGUGCCAUACUUUUGGUGAUUCCAAAUGUGAUGGGAGUCUUGUGUUGGUCUCCUCCGCUGGACAGGGUCGGGAAUAGCGUCCGGGGAAUACACUUUUGCCAGGAACUUGUAUCACAUUUUAACUUCCACAAUUAUGACAAUCUCCUGCACUUUGUGAAGAAGGAGGACCCCCGCAGACCACAGGGAGACGACAGGAACAAAUCCGUAUUCGGCUUGAUGUUUGCAGCUUACAGUGGAGACGUGUCGGCCUUGAGACGGUUUGCAUUAUCGUCUAUGGAUAUGGACCAGAAAGACUACGAUGCCAGAACAGCCCUUCAUAUCGCAGCAGCAGAAGGUCAUGUUGAUGUGAUUAGGUUUCUUACAUACACCUGUAAAGUGGAUCCAUUUGUGAAAGACAGGUGGGGGAACCAGCCAAUCGAUGACGCCAUGCAGUUUGGACACGAUGGUGUAGUGGCUGUGUUGAAGGACUACCAGCAGGUCUGCAGCAUGGACCCGGAGUCUGAACAUUCACACAAAAUGGACGCCAUAGAAGAGAUGGUGUGAUAUCUGCAAACUUAGGCAAAGACUUCCAUAAGUGCAGGUAUAAGAAAGGACUAUAAUAUUUAAUGGAGCUGGGGGACAGGUAAAACUACUAUUGUUAUUAUGUACAUUGGGUACAAAAUGAGAUAGAAACAAUGAGACAAUCCAAUAUCUGAUUUUUGGUGAGUGUUAACACGCAAAAACAAAAUCUGAUAAUCAAAAACAUCACAAUCAGUGGAUUUGUAAAGCAACUGUUGUGUUUCAAAGACAAAGUACAAUGAAUUUUAAACUCUUUCUGUCUUAAACACGUUUGUCCAUUGUUGUCUUUGCCACAAUAGUUUUGGCUUUUUUGCAUAAUUUUUCUCAUCAAAACCUGCAGAGGUGUGAACAAUCAGAAAGAAAUCAGAUUAGUCACAUCAGAUGGAACUGUUUAUAUGUUAUUUCAAUUUUCUGAUAACUCUAGAAAUGAGAUAAUGAUCAGAUUGUUAGUGUGCAUGUAAAUAUAGCGAGUUAUGUAGUCUCCAAUACAAAUAAUCAGGUUCAACAUGUGUGACUAUGUGUAUACUAGGUGAAACUGAUACCUAUUUGAAAAGAAAACUGGACAAGCAGUGGUUAUCUUCUGCAUGACAGUAUCGAAAGCAGCUUUUUAUUGUUCAGUAUAAUUCAAUUUAACUUAUUUUUGUAGAACCUAAAAUCCCAACAGUACUCGCCUAACGGGGCUUACCAAAUUCUUGAUUUAACCAACAGAAGAUCAGUAAUGCUGGGUCUUCAACUGUAUAAUUGAUUACAUGCAGUUUUAAUUUCGUUGACCAACCUUUUUACAAAUUAAAAUGCUUUGAACCUUUCUAAUAUAACUAUAUUUGUAAUGGUAAAGAGAAAUGAGAUUGUAUAUUUUUUUGGAUUAAAGGGAAAAACAAUCAUCGUAAUCAUGCAGUUACAUAUUCCCACUGUACAUAUUUCUUUCUAAUAAACACAUUUGCAUAAACA
Molecule: messenger RNA, 2894 nt
Organism: Periophthalmus magnuspinnatus
Lineage: Eukaryota; Metazoa; Chordata; Actinopteri; Gobiiformes; Gobiidae
Gene: gls2b
Product: glutaminase 2b (liver, mitochondrial)
Exons: 19
Coding region: 141-1931 (596 amino acids)
Biological process (GO): L-glutamine catabolic process
Molecular function (GO): protein binding; glutaminase activity
Source: RefSeq, a predicted model, not a curated record